AUGAGAGAGCAUUUGCCAAUGAACAAAGACACAAGAAUGCUUCAGUACUCCUCGCAUGCGUUUGAUGUGAGUGUCUUGGAUCUUGCCGUCUCUCUCAUGGCUGGCUGCUGUCUAUGCAUUCCAUCUGCUGAGGAUAGACAAAAUCGUCUAACGGAAACUUUGAACGAAUUCUCGGUGGAUCUCGUUGUUCUCACUCCAACAGUUAGUCGAAUGGUACAUCCCGAGCGCUUAACAUCCCUGAGAACAUUGAAGGUCAUUGGAGAGGCUGUCUCGUCUUUUGACAUCCAGCGAUGGACGACCGCAGCACCUCACAUCAAGUUCGUCAACAUGUACGGUCCCGCAGAGUGUACAAUUAGUUCAACGGUCCAGAGUCCUCUCAAGCCGGAUUCAUAUUCUUCCAAUAUUGGAUAUCCGUUGUCGAGUGCUACUGCGUGGGUGGUUGAUCCUAGCGACCAUCACAGGUUGCUUCCCAUGGGAGCCGUUGGUGAGCUACUCAUCCAAGGACCUAUCGUUGGUCGUGGCUACCUCAACCGCCCUGAACAGACUGCUGCAGCAUUUGUUCCGCCGCCUGCCUGGUUCUUACAAUUCAAGCCAGAUGCAUCAGAGGGUGAGCGAUUGUACAAGACUGGAGACCUGGUUCAGUACGCUGCAGAUGGCUCGAUGCAUUACAAGGGACGCAAGGACUUCCAGGUCAAGCUCCGUGGACAGCGUCUUGAGCUAGGUGAAGUCGAGGCACAGCUUCGUCAUUCCUUUGUCGACGCCUUGGAUGUCAUUGCCGAGGUCGCAUAUUUGAACCAAGGCAAAACAGCAGCUUUGGUUGCGUUCAUUCAUCAACCCUCCUGGGAUGCCGAAUCAAGUUCUACCUCGUCAUCGGCAACUGUUGGUGAUAACACCGAUCUUGAUUUGUUCCAUCCUCCCAGCGAUGCCUUUGAUCGGGCAGUCACACAAGCGAGGGCCAUGAUGGCCGAUGCUCUUCCAAGCUACAUGGAGCCCAGCAUUUAUUUGCCGCUCGUUCGGAUUCCAAAGUCACGGAGUGGUAAGGCUGAUCGUGGCCAGCUGCGUCAGAUAGUUAACUCUGGGCUCCAUGAGCGCUGGGCUGGUCACGCCAACACAGUGACAGCUCCACGGAAGAUGCCGACGACUGAAAUGGAAGUCAUUUUGUGCUCUGCCGUUGCUGGAGCUAUAGGUCUUUCAGAGGCAGAUAUCGGUCUUGAGGAUAAUUUCUUCCAUCGUGGGGGUGAUUCGGUUGCAGCCAUGAUGUUGGUGGGAAGUUUGCGAGAGCAGGGUUGCCAUCUCACUGUCGCAGACAUCUUUUCGCAUCCUCGCUUGGAGAAUAUGGCCACCAAAGUCAACCGUGCACAUCUAUCAAAUGUUCAAAAAGUCCCCCCGCCAUUCUCUCUCCUUGAGAAUGAUGCAGAAUCCCCUGAUGCGGUAAUCCAGCAAGCGAUCAAACAGUGCGCCGUGGAGGAUGAAGAAGUUGAAGAUAUCUACCCCUGCUCACCACUUCAACAUGGCUUUUUUGUCCUCAGCAAUACCCGGAAGCAUGGCACCCUGGUUGUACGGUUUGCGUAUGAUCUCAGACCAGGUACAGAUAUUGAUAGACUGCAAACUGCCUGGAAUGAGACCAAAAAGGCACACCCGAUGUUGCGAACCCGAGUCAUUCAACUUGAUGGAAAAGACAUUUACCAUCAGGUGGUACUCAGUCGUGGAGCUCAAUUUGAGUUCUACGAUUCGGAUGAGCCAGAUUAUGUUCCCGACUUGCCAAUCGAAGCUGAGCCAGGCAAUUCACUUCUUCGAAUCGCUGUAGUGCGCAGGUCAUCUCCGCUACAGCAUCACCGACUUUUCGUUACCUUGCAACACUCCAUCUACGAUGGAUGGUCUCGGGUAUUGUUCAUGCAAGAGCUCGAGCGGGCAUACACUGGCGUUUCCUUGCAGCAUCUGCCUGUCUCCCCGUUCAUUGGGCAUCUCGGUCGGACCAACGAGGAGACUAAGCAAUUCUGGACUUCGGAGCUGAAGGAUCUUCGGAGCCCAAUCUUCCCUCAUGUUGAUCCGGGCUAUGCCCCCGACCCAGCUACAACUCUGAUUCACCAUGUCAGUAUUCCGAAGGUCGCAUCUCCGCAGAUCACACUGUCAACCAAGAUCCGUUGGGUGUGGUCUCGGGUUAUAUCACUCCAAACCAGCGUCCCCGAAGUAACAAUGGCAGUCGGCACAGCUGGGCGAGGCACUCAAGUUGCAGGAAUCGAAAGAUUGGUCGCGCCAACAAUGGCCAUCUUCCCUUAUCGGACCCAUAUCGACGCAAAACAGCGAGUCAUUGACGCGCUUCAUGAUUCUCAAAGCCACUAUGUCAAGAUUUUGCCCCACGAGCACUACGGUACUCGGAAUCUCUGUCGCGCUGCGACAGGCCCAACUUCCCCGGCUGCGCUGCAGACACUGAUGAUUGUUCAGCCACACAUAGAGCAAGCUCCUUCUUCGUUGUGGUUUGAGGAAGAGCUGCUUCCUCAGACCGGGGCGUUCCAUGUACGCGGACUAACAAUGCACUGUCAUCUUCAGGCAAAUUCUAUCGAGAUCAUGGCCUGCUUUGACGAGAACCUCAUCUCAAAGGGGGAUAUGCUUCGCAUGCUUUCUACAUUUGAUUUGAUCUUCCAGCAGGUCUGCCAAGAGCCCACUGAUCUUGUUGAAGAGUUGAAGAUCAUUCCUGCGCAGGAGUAG
This is a messenger RNA of Penicillium salamii, 2709 nucleotides long. The record is from the annotation of a GenBank genome assembly. Lineage: Eukaryota; Fungi; Ascomycota; Eurotiomycetes; Eurotiales; Aspergillaceae.